Labrus bergylta (ballan wrasse) is the source of this 1720-nucleotide messenger RNA. NCBI's taxonomy places the organism in Eukaryota, Metazoa, Chordata, Actinopteri, Labriformes, Labridae. The record is from RefSeq and is a predicted model, not a curated record.
AUGGAGGGAAGAGCUACUGCUCUGAGGUCGAUGAUCCAGAAGCAUCGUCCCAAGAAGGAGGAUCUGGACCCUCGGAGCUGGAUGACACAGGGAACUAAGGGGUUUUCUGAGCUCAUGCAGAACAAGAACGUGGAAGACACAGACGACAGCUUUGACACCAAAGAGAUGUUGCUAGAGGCAGAGAAGCAGUUUAUGGAAGCAGCCAAGAGAAAUGACGUGGAGACCAUGAAGACUCUUGGAAAAGGCCUGAAUGCAAACGCAAAGAAUUUGCAUGACAGGACGGCCCUUCAUUAUGCCGUUGCUGGCAGGAACAAGGAAGCUGUGAAGUUUCUUCUGCAGCGUAGGGUCAAAGUGGACCAAAGGGACAAGUACGGUGUGGCAACCAUUCAUUUGGCUGCCUGGUUUGGCAGUUUGGAGAUCCUAAAAUUAUUAGUGCAAGCUGGGGCCGACCAGAAGGUUGAGAAUGAGGAAGGGAUGAACAUCAUACACUGUGCUGCUAUAAACAACCACACAGACAUUGCAGAGUAUAUCAUUAAUGACCUGCAGAUGAAAGAACUAGACAAAAAUGACCAGUCAGGAAACCAGGCCUUCGCGUUGGCAGCAGAGCAUGGCUGUGUUGAAAUGUUGGAGUUGCUUAUGGAUCCAUACAUGAUGGGCACCAUGAAGCCCAACAAGGUAGGGGACACGCCCCUGCACUUAGCUGCCAGGAACGGCCACUUGGACGCCAUCCAACUGCUGCUGCAGAGCUUUGAUACUCGGGAUGAAGUCAAUAUGGAUGGUGAGACUGCUCUGUACCAGGCUGCAGACAGCGGUCAUGAAGGAUGUGUCCAUAUCCUGCAGGACGCUGGCUGUGACCCCAACAUCCUCACAACGGCCAAAUCCAGUGCUCUCCAUCCAGUUUCAGAGAGAGGGGACGCCUCUCUUGUCCAAAUUCUCUUAGACAACAAAGCCCACACCGACAAUAAAAAUCAGAAUGAAGAGGCUCCUCUCCACCUGGCGGUAAAGCACGGUCACAUCCCCAUCAUCCAUUCUCUGCUGGAGGCAGGCUGCGACAUUAAUAUCACAGAUAAGCGGUCACAGACUGCAUUGCAUCUUGCUGCAGAGCUGGCCAGAAUAGAAGUGGUGGAAAUGCUUCUUAAAGCCGGGCUGGAUCUGACACUCAAGGAUAAGCAGGGUAAGACAGCUCUGGGUGUAGCAGCCAGAGCAGACGAGGUGAUUAUUGUGGACAUGAUCAUUAAAGCAGAAAGAUACUACGCCUGGAGGAAGGCCAACCCUGAGCUUAAUGAGGAUGUUCACAGCGAGCAUCCACUAACGUUUAAACUCGACCACCGCUGUGAGACCAAGCGGCUCCGUACGAUGGCCUGGCGUCUGGCAUACGAGCUCCUGAAACCAGGGGACUGGAAAACACUAGCAAACCACUGGGGCUUCACUAAGGAGCAAAUGUCCUCCAUCGCGGAGCAGUGGACAGGUCAGCACAGUUAUCAGGAGCACGGGAACAGGAUGCUGCUGAUCUGGCUCCACAAGGAGGAGUUAGUUCACAAGAACCCUGCUAAAGAACUCUACCAGGGGCUCAUCCUCACAGGAAACAGGAGAGCAGCAGAUAAGAUUCAGAUGGAGGCAGAGAGUACCAGCAGUAAGAGCUGCACCAUUUCAUGAGGCUGAGCCGUUUGGACUGACAAACUCUAACUCCAUAUUAACAUCAUUUUCAUCAAGCACUCAU